Messenger RNA from Ophidiomyces ophidiicola, 3003 nucleotides. It is a transcript of the gene PMS1, whose product is annotated as ATP-binding mismatch repair protein. The record is from RefSeq and is a predicted model, not a curated record. Gene Ontology annotation, molecular function: ATP-dependent DNA damage sensor activity; mismatched DNA binding; ATP binding. Lineage: Eukaryota; Fungi; Ascomycota; Eurotiomycetes; Onygenales; Onygenaceae. The transcript is spliced from 4 exons. Gene Ontology annotation, biological process: mismatch repair. Bases 1 to 3003 code for a protein of 1000 amino acids. Gene Ontology annotation, cellular component: MutLalpha complex.
AUGGCGACAAUAAAGGCCAUCGAGGCCCGUUCAGUCCACCAAAUCCAGUCUGGACAGGUAAUCGUCGACCUUUGCUCCGUGGUUAAGGAAUUGGUCGAGAAUAGUUUAGAUGCAGGUUCUUCAUCCAUCGACAUUCGAUUUAAGAAUAAUGGUUUGGAUCUCAUUGAAGUUCAGGAUAACGGCGAUGGGAUUUCACCCAAAGACUACGAAAAUAUCGCUUUGAAACAUUACACCUCCAAGCUCUCUACCUUCGAAGACCUAUCCUCCCUCGAAACAUUCGGAUUUCGUGGCGAAGCUCUCUCUUCGCUUUGCGGCCUUUCUCGGCUCCAUAUCGUUACUGCUCAGGCAACCCAAGCACCGAAAGCUAGACGGUUAGAAUUUGAGAUUUCUGGUAAACUAAAAAGCACCCAGGUAGUUGCUGGCCAGAAAGGCACUACUGUCUCAAUCGAAGGACUUUUUGAACGGCUUCCUGUUCGACGGCGAACACUGGAAAAGAAUAUUAAGAGGGAAUAUGGCAAAGUUCUGGGUCUCUUGCAUGCUUACGCAUGCAUAAGUACUGGAGUCCGUUUCAGUGUCAAAAAUCUGAUGCCAAAAGGGAAAAGCGUAGUGGUAUUUGCCACAAAAUCUAACCCAACGACCAAAGAGAAUAUUGCCAACGUCUAUGGUGCAAAGACACUCCUUGCUCUGAUACCACUUGAUCUGGAACUGGAAUUCCAACCGAGUGUAUGCUCAAGAGCCUUGCAUCAAGAGCACCCUGAAAAUUUAAAUAAAAUAUUCGUACAUGGUUAUAUAUCAAAGCCAAUCUUUGGUGAAGGGAGACAAACCCCAGAUCGCCAGAUGUUUUUUGUAAACUCUCGCCCAUGUGGCUUGCCACAAAUCGCGAGAGCAUUCAAUGAAGUGUAUAGGUCCUUCAACAUUUCUCAGUCGCCUUUUAUAUUUGCAAAUUUUGAAAUGGAUACUCGCGCAUAUGACGUUAACGUCUCACCGGACAAACGUACAAUCCUGUUACACGACGCAGGCGCGCUGAUUGAAUCUCUCAAAGCGACAUUGACGGAGAUGUUUGAAAGCCAGGAACAAACUGUUCCUCAAUCUCACUUAUUAGGGAAACAAGGUACAGCGAAACAAAUAGCAAAUGGAAGCUUUACCUCAGCUUUGACUCAUCUAAGGGCGGGAAACAUUCCUUUGACCCCCAAAGAAGAUAUACAAAACGGACAAGGGGCGGAUACUUCCAUCUGUCGCACUGAAAACGUAACCAUUAGAUCAAGCAGAGAUGAAGGACCAAGUAUGUCCAAUUUAAGCCACUCUAUAGAGGUACGCGCUUCAAUGUCGCGUAAUAUCAAUGACGCCGAUGACUUGUUUGUGUCCGCUGCUAGUCCACCAUCCAGUGUUCAAGACCUUAGCGAAGUUCAUCAGGAAUUUCCUUCGACUUGUCACGAAACAUCUAAAAUAUCGUCUUUAAGCAGUCAAAGGUCACCAAAUAUCAUUCAAAAUGCCUUUGACCGUAUGCGUCCAACGAGACCUGCUGCUGAAACUGCAACCAUCACGAUUGGUGGCAAAACAGUUACAUCGACUAUUGGAUAUACAUCGCCGCGGAAACGGAAAGGACGCCAGGAAGAUUCUAUCUCAGCACCACUCUCCAAACGACGAACGCGAGCAACAUUUGCGAAAAGCAAGCUUGGGCAAACGUUGAAGUCUUUUUCUGCUCCAACUACUCAGGCUGGGAGGCCUUCACAAUCAGAUAAUAGCGAGGAAACGGAUAAUGGAUAUACUAGCUCCGAGGAUGAGGAGCAAGCUGAUCUUAGCGACGCUAGCGACAUAACAUACGUUACAGUAGAUAAUGGGAGUGAUUCUGCUUCUUUGGAUGAAAUCGAUGCAGGUGAUCGAGAACAAAAGGCCAUGGACGAGCAGAAAAUAGUUGAACUGAUUCAAGCUGCAGAGGACGCUGCUCAAGUCCCCUCCGAAUACACCACUGAGAGAGCUAAUAAGAUAUCUAAGCGGUCUCGGGGAAAUGAUGCUACCGUGGAAUUAAUGUGUUCCAUUGAUGGAGCACUUGCAAAGAUCAAGGCUCAGCUAAAGUCACUUGAAGACAGCCUUCGGUCUUUUCAGGGUCAUAAGGAAUCCGAUAUCUCCGUUGCUGAGGCAAAUCAGGAGCUUGAGUCCCCCGAGGCCAAACUAUCCCUUACGGUAUCUAAAAGAGAUUUUGGGAAGAUGCGAAUUGUAGGGCAAUUUAAUCUUGGAUUUAUUCUGGCUGUGAGGGAGGGAUAUGCGAAAAGCAAUCAAGAAAAUGAGGGCCUUCAUCUUGUUGAAGAUGAACUAUUCAUAAUUGAUCAGCAUGCUUCGGAUGAGAAGUACAACUUCGAACGACUUCAAGCCGAGACCGUGGUUCAAAACCAGCGCCUUGUCAAACCAAAAACGCUCGAUCUUACAGCAGUGGAAGAAGAAGUCAUCCUUGAUAAUAUUCCCCUGUUAGAAAAGAACGGAUUUUUGUUUGAUAUUGACGAGAGUGGCGACGAACCCAUUGGGCGAAGGUGCAAAUUAGUUAGCCUCCCGCUGAGUAAAGAGGUGGUUUUCAAUACCCAGGACUUGGAAGAAUUAAUUGCUCUGCUCUCGGAAUCGCCCCACCACGAUCGUAUCUCGCAGCUCGUUGACUACGAUGAUAUUUCCAAAUCAUCACCUUUUGCAAGCCGCUAUGUUCCUCGACCCAGUAAAGUCCGAAAAAUGUUUGCCAUGCGUGCAUGCCGCUCUAGCAUUAUGGUAGGUAAUACACUCACUAUUAAACAAAUGGAGAAAGUUGUUCGACACAUGGGACUGAUAGACAAGCCAUGGAACUGCCCCCAUGGCCGGCCAACAAUGAGGCAUUUAGUAAGCCUUGGAGGUUGGCAAGAAUGGUCAGAGUGGCCCGAGAUGGAGAUAACGGACAGUGGUGAUGAUAGCUGUAGUCUUGGGAGCAACGAAUGUGGGGUUUGGAGACGCUUUUUGGAAGAGUAUGGCCAUUUAGAAUAG